CAACCACCUCGAUCCAGCCAUGCUGUCCUCCAAGUCUUCUUUAGCUGUUGCUCUAAUCCUUGUGGUCACCCUGACAGAUGUGCUACCGCUGGUAUCUUCUUCACGUGGCCUCGUUGGGGUACCCACUGAUGGGGCACUGGAGGACUCUCUGUUGAUGAUGGAGAGAUUCCAUGGCUGGAUGGCAAAGCAUGGCAAGUCGUAUGCGGGAGUCGAGGAGAAACUGCGGCGGUUUGACAUAUUCCGCAGGAACGUAGAGUUCAUCGAGGCGGCGAACCGAGAUGGCAGGCUCUCGUACACCCUCGGGGUGAACCAGUUCGCCGACCUCACCCACGAGGAGUUCCUUGCCACGCACACCAGCCGCCGUGUGGUGCCGUCAGAGGAGAUGGUGAUUACAACUCGCGCUGGCGUUGUUGUCGAGGGUGCCAACUGUAAGCCGGCGCCAAAUGUUGUGCCUGGUAGCAUCAAUUGGGUGAAUCAAAGCAAAGUCACCCCAGUCAAAAAUCAAGGAAAAGUAUGCGGGGCUUGCUGGGCUUUUUCUGCCGUGGCCACGAUCGAAAGCGCCUACGCAAUCGCCAAGCGAGGCGAGCCGCCGGUUCUGUCCGAGCAGGAGCUCAUCGACUGUGACACAUUCGACAGAGGCUGCACGAGCGGCGAGAUGUCCAAUGCCUACUUCUGGGUCUUGAGGAACGGCGGCAUCGCCAACAGCUCAACGUACCCCUACAAAGAGACUGACGGCAAGUGCGAGAGAGGGAAACUGCAGGAACGCGCGGCCACGAUCAGGGACUACAAAUUCGUCAAACACAACUGCGAGGAGCAGCUCAUGGCAGCCGUGGCGGUGCGACCCGUCGCCGUCGGGUUCGACUCCAACGACGAAUGCUUCAAGUUCUACCAAGCUGGUUUGUACGACGGCAUGUGCGUCAAGCACGGGGAAUACUUUGGCCCGUGCUCGUCCAACGACCGCAUCCACUCCUUGGCCAUUGUCGGGUACGUCGGCAAGGGGGGCGACAGGGUUAAGUACUGGAUCGCCAAGAACUCGUGGGGCGAGAAGUGGGGAAAAAAGGGCUACGUCUGGCUGAAGAAGGAUGUUGAUGAGCCGGAAGGCCUCUGCGGCCUUGCAAUUCAGCCGGUAUAUCCUAUAGUCUGAUCUGAUCUGACGAGAUCGACUGCACUGGGCGUGCCCCUGAAACCUACGGAAAUGGCAUUCACCUAUAUUUUGGGUUGCUCUGUACGUAUGCAUGGAUGCGCCUACUAUAUUUUACUACAUAUAUAUUCAUCUCCCGCCAAUAAAACUAUAUGUCCUUGUAUCCAUUUAUGCACGUUUAUGCAUAUCUUGAAUAAAUUGGAUGGAUUGGUUAUCCAUUCUAUAUAUGUCAAAA
Molecule: messenger RNA, 1376 nt
Organism: Triticum aestivum (bread wheat)
Lineage: Eukaryota; Viridiplantae; Streptophyta; Magnoliopsida; Poales; Poaceae
Product: ervatamin-B
Exons: 2
Coding region: 20-1144 (374 amino acids)
Biological process (GO): proteolysis
Molecular function (GO): cysteine-type peptidase activity
Source: RefSeq, a predicted model, not a curated record